Molecule: messenger RNA, 2748 nt
Organism: Arvicola amphibius (Eurasian water vole)
Lineage: Eukaryota; Metazoa; Chordata; Mammalia; Rodentia; Cricetidae
Product: amiloride-sensitive amine oxidase [copper-containing]-like
Exons: 5
Coding region: 1-2748 (915 amino acids)
Biological process (GO): response to antibiotic; amine metabolic process
Cellular component (GO): plasma membrane
Molecular function (GO): primary methylamine oxidase activity; copper ion binding; diamine oxidase activity
Source: RefSeq, a predicted model, not a curated record
AUGAACCUGCCAGGAAGGAGCUUGGCUCUGGCCUGGAUGACUACCAUCUUGGUGCAGAUGUCCAUGGCAAGGCAAACCAGGUGGGCACAGAAUGCCAAGCCCCGGGUCUUAUGGGACUUGAGUGCUCGGGAGCUGGAGUGCGUGCACAAAUUCCUGAUGAGCAGGAGGGAGUUGGAACUGCAGUCAUCCAAGGUACCGACUCUGGCCAAGAACUCUGUGUUCCUCAUUGAGAUGCUGAUGCCCAAAAAGUAUGAGGUACUGGAUUUCUUAGAUAAUGGAGCCAUUCCUCCUUUACGGGAAGCCCAUGUCCUCAUCUACUUUGGCGCCCAGGAGUAUCCCAAUGUCACAGAGUAUGCUGUGGGGCCAGUUGAACAGCCCAUGUACAUGCGAAAACUGAGCCGCAAGGGAGGCCAGGAGCUGUCGUGGGCAUCUAGACCCAUGUCCAAAGUAGAGUCUGCCCUCCUCCUCCAGACUCUGAAGAUAGCCACCAAGCCCUUACAAGAGUUCUUCUUUGAUAUCACUGGCUUCACACUACAUGACUGUGACAGCGGCUGUCUGACCUUCAUCAAUGUUGCCCCUCGUGCUAUGACAUUCAGAAAGCACCGUAGCUGGUUUCUCUUGCAACGCUUGGUGAAUGGCUACUUACUGCAGCCCACAGGGCUAGAGAUUCUUGUGGAUCAUGGGAGCACAGAUGUCCAGGACUGGAGAGUGAAGCAGCUCUGGUAUAAUGGGAAGUUCUACAGCAGCCCAGAGGAACUGGCUCAGAAAUACGCAGAUGGAGAAGUAGACACAGUGGAUCUUGAGGAUCCAUUGCCCAAGAUUACACAACAGUCAGCACAGCACUUAACCUAUAGGCCCAGUGCUGAAACUGAGUUCCCCGUGCCCAUCAGCAAGGGUGGCCCUCGAGUGUUCCAGUCCAGAGCUGAGUUCCCCGUGCCCAUCAGCAAGGGUGGCCCUCGAGUGUUCCAGUCCAGAGCUGAGUUCCCCGUGCCCAUCAGCAAGGGUGGCCCUCAAAUGUUCCAGUCCAGAGCUGAGUUCCCUGUGCCCACCAGCAAGGGUGGCCCUCGAGUGUUCCAGUCCAGAGCUGAGUUCCCUGUGCCCACCAGCAAGGGUGGCCCUCAAGUGUUCCAGUCCAGAGCUGAGUUCCCUGUGCCCAUCAGCAAGGGUGGCCCUCGAGUGUUCCAGUCCAGAGCUGAGUUCCCCACCAGCAAGGGUGGCCCUCAAGUGUUCCAGUCCAGAGCUGAGUUCCCCGUGCCCAUCAGCAAGGGUGGCCCUCAAGUGUUCCAGUCCAGAGCUGAGUUCCCCGUGCCCACCAGCAAGAGUGGCCCUCAAGUGUUUCAGUCCAGAACUGAGUUCCCCGUGCCCAUCAGCAAGGGUGGCCCUCGAGUGUUCCAGUCCAGAGCUGAGUUCCCCGUGCCCACCAGCAAGGGUGGCCCUCAAGUGUUCCAGUCCAGAGCUGAGUUCCCCGUGCCCAUCAGCAAGGGUGGCCCUCGAGUGUUCCAGCCCAGUGCUGAGUUCCCUGUGCCUACCAGCAAGGGUGGCCCUCGAGCGUUCCAGUCCAGUGUUCCCCGUUAUAGCCUAAAACACAACACUGUGUUUUAUGGAGACUGGAGGUUCUUCUUCAAGCUGCACUCCUCUUAUGGGCUUCAACUCUUUAAUGUGUACUUCGGGGGCAAGCGCAUUGCCUAUGAAAUUGGCGUGCGAGAGGUUAUGGCACUGUAUAGAGGACAAACAGCUGAAGGCAGGGAGACCAAGUACAUGGAUGUGGGCUGGGGCCUCGGAGGCAUCACUCGCCAGUUAACUCCAGGCAUGGACUGCCCCGACACAGCCACCUUCCUGGACGCCUUCCACCACUAUGACAGUGACGGCCCUGUCCUGUAUCAACGAGCCCUCUGUAUCUUUGAGAUGCCCACGGGAGCUCCCCUUGGGCAGCGCUUUAACUCCAACUUUAGAUAUAGCUUCAGUUCCUCUGCCAGGCUGAAUGGGCCUACGCUGGUUCUAAGGACAACAUCGACAAUCCACAGUCAUGAUUACAUCUGGGACUUCAUCUUCCACCCCAGUGGAGUAAUGGAGGGCAAGAUGCAUGCCACUGGCUAUGUUCAUGCCGCUUUCCACACCCCAGAAGGGCUGGUCUACAGCAGUCACCUGCACACCCACCCACUUGGGAACAUCCACUCCCACCUAGCGUAUUACCACAUUGACCUGGAUGUGGCAGGCACCAAGAACAGCUUCCAGACCCUGAAGACGAGACUGGAAAACAUCACCAAUCCCUGGAGCCAGAGAAGCGAGCAGGUCAAACCCAUCCUCAACAAGACCCAGUACUCCUGGGAGCGCCAGGCAGCCUUCCACUUCAGGCAGACUCUGCCCAAGUACCUGCUUUUUAGCAAUGUGGGGAAAGGAGUGUUGGGUCACAGUUGCAGCUACCGCCUGCACAUCCCCUCUGUGGCUGAGCAGCUGCUGCCCCCAGGCUGGCAGAACUCACCAGCUUUUGCCUGGCCCAGGUACCAGCUGGCAGUGACCAAGUACCAGGAAUCUGAGCGGUUCCACAGCAGCCUUUACAACCAGAACCACCCCUGGGCUUACCCUAUGGUCUUUGAGGACUUCAUUCACGACAAUGAAAACAGUGAAGACAAGGACUUGGUGGCCUGGGUGACCGUAGCCACACAGCCUCCACUCCAAUCUGAGGAUGCCCUCCCUCAACAUGGCUGUGCCAGGGAACUCUGCAGGAUUCUUGCUCCAGCCAUUUGA